Messenger RNA from Fonsecaea multimorphosa CBS 102226, 693 nucleotides. RefSeq lists its product as uncharacterized. The transcript is spliced from 2 exons. NCBI's taxonomy places the organism in Eukaryota, Fungi, Ascomycota, Eurotiomycetes, Chaetothyriales, Herpotrichiellaceae. Bases 1 to 693 code for a protein of 230 amino acids. The record is from RefSeq and is a predicted model, not a curated record.
AUGGGUUUCGUCUUGAGGCGCUCGCUGCCCAGCACAAUCGUCGGUACUGCAGACACACCGCCUGCUCCCGUCAGCACCGAAGUCGCCAGCAGCGCCAUGGCUGGGUCGGGCUUCAUUAACUUCACCAAGACAAUUUUACUUCCUCUGUCCAUUUCCCUCUUCCUCUAUCUCAUGGUGUUCUACGUCUUACUGCCCCUCUAUCGGCGCCAUCGAGCCCGUUAUUCACAGUACCUCCCUCUACCACUCCAAUCGGUCCAAUCAGCCUCUGCUUCCCUCUCUUCCCGCCUUCUCAACAUCAUAGCACCUGCUCACGUUCGCCAUGGACUGCCAACACUCUUCACCCGACUCAUUGUGCCCUCAACAUGGUCGUUUCGGCGCUCGCGAGGCCGGUCCAACAGCAUCGUCAGCGUAGAUGAGGGCACUCUCUUUGACGAAGAAUCUGGUGAGGCGAUGGUGGGAUUUGACGCCCAAGAACGGAACCGGAGACGAGACGCCAUGGAGAGACAAGUUUCCAAUAUGGACGCCGCCACGAGGACUGUGAGUCGGGGUGCUGGUAUGGGAGGAGAACACGUGUCGGAUUCGAACCGACGAUUAAGCCGGGAGUUAGAAGAGGGAUUUCGUGAUGAUUCCGAUAACGAAGACGAAGACGACCAGGUCGUUGUUGGGAGGCGAGGCAGUAGUGCUAGGGCAUAA